Molecule: messenger RNA, 1511 nt
Organism: Juglans regia (Persian walnut)
Lineage: Eukaryota; Viridiplantae; Streptophyta; Magnoliopsida; Fagales; Juglandaceae
Product: B-box zinc finger protein 24-like
Exons: 3
Coding region: 532-1248 (238 amino acids)
Biological process (GO): regulation of DNA-templated transcription; photomorphogenesis
Cellular component (GO): nucleus
Molecular function (GO): zinc ion binding
Source: RefSeq, a predicted model, not a curated record
CCAAUCCUUAUCUUCACAACCUCACCCACUCUGGAGUCUGAUCUCUCACCAAGCGCUUCUCCUCCUUGUUCUCUCUCUUACACGCUUCUUCAUUCUAAAACACACUUCCCGUUAUAUUUCUUCCUCUGUGUCCUCAGACUUUUCUCUUUCUUUUUCUUUCUUUCCCCAUUUUGUUAGACAAACUUUCAGCAUGCUUGACCAUACUUUGGGUGUGGCUCGAGCUUUCUGUUAAAGGGUUUGGAAGUGUUUCCCAGAAUAAAGUCCUUUAUAUCACUGUUUCUUUGGCUUACCUUUCCUUGUAAUUUUCUGGGAUAACACCACAUGCAGUGUCGUGACACUGUUGGUGGUUCUGUAUCAACAGUUCUAUAUCUGGGUGGCACUUGAAUCUUCAAAGGAAUCUCUCUCUCUCUCUCGCAACAAAGUAGUACAGAUAUAAGGAGGUGGGUAUAUUUAUACACAUACAUAUAUUACCAAAACUCCUAAGAAGAAAUUGAAAAGAUUAGUGGAGGAGGAGGGAUCAGAAAGAGAAAGAUGAAAAUUCAGUGUGAUGUGUGUGAGAAAGCUCCGGCAACAGUUGUUUGCUGCGCAGACGAGGCCGCCCUGUGUGCGAAAUGCGACGUUGAAGUUCAUGCCGCGAAUAAGCUCGCAAGUAAGCACCAGAGGCUUCUCCUUCAAUGCCUCUCCAACAAGCUCCCGAGAUGUGACAUCUGCCAGGAUAAGGCAGCAUUCAUUUUCUGUGUGGAAGACAGAGCCCUCUUUUGUCAGGAUUGUGAUGAACCAAUUCAUUCAGCUGGUAGCCUUUCAGCAAACCAUCAGCGGUUCCUGGCCACUGGAAUUCGUGUGGCUUUGAGCUCCAGUUGUAACAAGGACACUGAUAAGAGAUGCUUGGAGCCACCUAAUCAGAAUAAGCCACAGAUUCCAAUGAAAAUGCCCACACGGCAAGCUUCUACCGCCACAUCUCCUUGGGCUGUAGAUGAGUUUCUACAUUUUUCUGAUCUUGAAUCCUCUGAUAAGAAAGAGCCACUUGAGUUGGGAGAAUUUGAAUGGUUAGCAGACAUGGGCCUCUUUGGUGAGCAAUUUCCUCAGGAGGCUUUAGCAGCAGCAGAAGUUCCUCAGCUUCCAAUGUCACAGCCAAGCAACUUCAACUCAUACAGACCCACUAAAUCCAGCAUGCCCUACAAGAAGCCUAGAAUCGGAUUUGCAGCUGAUGAUGAUGAUGAGCAUUUCACUGUUCCUGAUCUUGGAUGAAGGUCUUGGGUUUCGAGUUGGGAUGGUGAUCAAUUCAUGUUGAUGAAUUAUGUAAGCAUCCAUCCUUCUAUGUAUUCAUGUGUGUUUAUGUAUAAUUUGCAAUGAUUUUGGUAACGCUUUUUAGGAGUUGAAAUGGUCGUGAUAUAGUUCAAAGGUUUUAGUUUAGGGGGAUUUGCGUCUCUAUUUUCUCAAUUUGUACUUUCGGUUUUACCUUUUUUCUCUAUUUAAGUCUCAAGAACUUCCAAAUAAACUGCUUUCACUUA